This is a messenger RNA of Vicia villosa (hairy vetch), 2510 nucleotides long. Its product is annotated as amidophosphoribosyltransferase, chloroplastic-like. Gene Ontology annotation, molecular function: amidophosphoribosyltransferase activity. Lineage: Eukaryota; Viridiplantae; Streptophyta; Magnoliopsida; Fabales; Fabaceae. Gene Ontology annotation, cellular component: cytoplasm. The record is from RefSeq and is a predicted model, not a curated record. Gene Ontology annotation, biological process: purine nucleotide biosynthetic process; purine nucleobase biosynthetic process. The transcript has a single exon. Bases 92 to 1774 code for a protein of 560 amino acids.
UCUAACAAAACCUAAGUCCCCGCUCAGUUAGUAGUUAUAUACUGAUUGCCUCCUCUUUCCCUUUACCCUGUUUUUAUUAUUAUUACGCGGCAUGGCUUCAAACUCUGCUCUCUCCAACCCCAAACUCUCUUUCUCUUCUUUUUCUUCUUCUUCUUCUUCCUCUCUCAACCCUUCUUUUUUCCACAACAAACUUCUCUUCUCAAAACCAAACCUCAAAACCACACUCUCCCAUUCCCGCAACCUCAAACCACCCUCCUCAUCCACCAACACCAACCCUAUCACCACAGACACAUUCCCUUUCCAUAACCUAACCGCCAACGAUAACGAAAAGCCUCGCGAAGAAUGCGGCGUCGUCGGUAUCUACGGCGACGCCGAAGCUUCUCGCUUAUGCUACCUAGCUCUCCACGCUCUUCAACAUCGUGGUCAAGAAGGUGCUGGAAUUGUCUCCGUUAAUAAUAACGUCCUUAUAACCGUCACCGGCGUUGGACUAGUCUCCGAAGUUUUUAACGAUACGAAACUCCGGCAAUUACCGGGAACUUUAGCCAUCGGUCAUGUUCGUUACUCUACAGCAGGCCAAUCUAUGCUGAAAAACGUUCAACCUUUUGUUGCAGGUUACCGUUUUGGUUCCGUUGGUGUUGCUCAUAACGGUAAUUUUGUUAACUACCGUUCCUUGAGAAACAAGCUUGAAGAAUCUGGUUCGAUUUUUAAUACGAGUUCUGAUACUGAGGUUAUUCUUCAUCUUAUCGCGACUUCGAAUCAGAAGAGUUUUAUAACUAGAGUCAUUGAUGCUUGUGAGAAGGUGAAAGGUGCUUAUUCGCUUGUGUUUGUUACUGAGGAUAAGCUUGUUGCUGUGAGAGAUCCUUACGGUUUUCGGCCUUUGGUCAUGGGAAGAAGAAGUAAUGGUUCUGUUGUUUUCGCUUCGGAAACGUGUGCGCUUGAUUUGAUUGAAGCUAGUUAUGAAAGAGAGGUUUAUCCUGGUGAAAUUGUGGUUGUGGAUGAAACUGGUGUUCAAUCUUAUUCUCUGGUUUUUCAUCCAGAGCCGAAACAAUGUAUUUUUGAGCAUAUUUAUUUCUCAUUGCCGAAUUCGGUUGUUUUUGGGAAAUCUGUUUAUGAAUCGAGAAGAUUGUUUGGUGAGAUAUUGGCUACUGAGAAUCCUGUUGAUUGUGAUGUUGUUAUAGCUGUUCCUGAUUCUGGUGUUGUUGCUGCGCUUGGCUAUGCUGCGAAAGCUGGUGUUCCUUUUCAGCAGGGUUUGAUUAGGUCACACUAUGUUGGUAGAACUUUCAUUGAGCCGUCGCAGAAGAUUAGAGAUUUUGGUGUGAAGUUGAAGCUUUCGCCGGUUCGUGCUGUUCUUGAAGGUAAAAGGGUUGUGGUUGUGGAUGAUUCUAUUGUGAGGGGGACAACAUCAUCUAAAAUUGUGAGGCUGUUAAAGGAAGCUGGUGCUAAAGAAGUUCAUAUGAGAAUUGCAUGUCCACCAAUUAUUGGGUCUUGUUAUUAUGGUGUGGAUACACCUAGCCCUGAUGAGUUGAUAUCUAAUAGGAUGAGUGUGGAUGAGAUUAAGGAGUUUAUUGGUUGUGAUUCACUUGCUUUUUUGCCUAUGGAUAGUUUGAAGAAGCUGUUGGGUGAUGAUUCUUCUAAUUUCUGUUAUGCUUGUUUUACUGGGAAUUAUCCUGUUGAGCCUAAUGAACUCAAAGUCAAGAAGGUUGUGGAUGGUGGAUUAAAUGGAUCUGUUCAAGGUAACCCAAAUCAGAAAGAGGUGAAGAUUGUUGGAGUUUGAGUACAAUUGUUCUACUUGCGAUUCUGGAGUAUAGUAUAUAUACACCACAUUAUUAUACAAGGUACAAUUAGUGGACAGAUAAAUGUCUAAAGAGAGUAUCAUCUGACUACACUAUUUUACUUUUAGCUAAUUUGGAAAUUCUUAAUACUAUCUAUUGUUAUAUUUUGAAAUUUUUCUUAUUUUUAAUUUAGGUUGAUCUUAUAUAUGAUUAAAAACUAAGGAGGUUUAUUUUAUAGUUUUUUUAUUAGGAACUAUAGGUUUUGCAUUGUUUUUGUUUAUUUUUCAAUAUAGAACUAUAUAUUUCAGGUUUUGCCCUUUUGUUGUUAUUUCUUCUUAAAUAUACAGCACACAGACUAUAAUCUUUCGAAUAUUAUUCAACUUCUUGUGAUUUUAUUUGAGACCUCAAAUGUAGACAGUUGUAAAUAUCUGGCUUAAUUUUAGUUGGUUCUUUUCUACUAAAUGUGUUAACUUCUUUUUUUAAUAAUUGAACAAAGUGGCAAUUGUGAUGGUAGCUUUAUGACCAAAUAAAAUGUUACAGGUUCAAAUGCGCGGUUUGAAGAAUAAGUCAUUUUUUGUUGAUUUAUUUACAUGUAUUUGUUUAUGUAAAAACUUUAAUACUCAUAUUAUCACUUGACGCCCUGUUUUACAUAAAAAAAAAAAAAAAAAGUUGAGCAUUCCUAACUGAAUGUUUUGUCAUUGCAAACAAUAGUGCAGUUUCUAAUACAGACACAGGCCA